Molecule: messenger RNA, 2574 nt
Organism: Adineta ricciae
Lineage: Eukaryota; Metazoa; Rotifera; Eurotatoria; Adinetida; Adinetidae
Source: the annotation of a GenBank genome assembly
AUGGUUGAUACAGAAACAAUAGUAUUCUCAUCCGCUUCGUCGGAUUCGGGUUUGGGCGGUGUUGAAAAUAUCAGACAGCAUCAUCAGGAACAGAAUCGAAGUGCUCGUAGUUUUGAUGCCGACGACAUUGAAUUACCAGCCAAUUGGCCUGAUUAUGAUUUUCAACGAAAAAAGAGCUGUUUGUUUAGUCGAGUCUUUUGCACAUGUGUAACAAAAGCGAUCAAUCAUCUUGAAUUAGUGCAGAAUGCGAUUGAACAAAAAGACGUAUCUGCUAAACGAGGUACCACAUCGAAACGGGAAGUUCGUUUCAGUCAGGUGCAGCUUUCUAUAAAUGCACUUGAAAUCGUCGGCCAAGGUGGUCAUGUUGCACAUGAACAUCCACAUCAUGAGAUUCUCGAAGAUGAAGUUAUUGACGAAGUCUUAUUACUCCUAGCACGACUAGAUCGUGAACGCUUACGCCUAAUUCAUUUGUGUGAACACGAACAAUUCGUCAGAGAGAAAUUAAAAGAAAGCAUCGAUAGUUGGCGAUUGAAACGAUUACGAGAUUUACCUUUAGCUGUGCAAAGAGAGCAUGAUGCAUGUAUCACUGAUAUUAGUGAACUACAAUGGCAUAUCACUUACAAUGCUCGGUUGGCUGAAAAGAUGUUUGCAAAGGUUGAUCUAUCUCGCAUAUGGCAUCAACAACUUGACAUUGAAGUCAGCAACAUUCGUCAAACCACGGACUUGAUUGUUGAAAAAGUUCGAACUGAAUCCAUUGAAAUAAAGAGAAUCAGUGAUGUUUUGAGAGAAACUGAACAUGAAUUGAUGCUAAGCCGUGCAAAAAAUGCCGAUGUACAAGAAAAAGCUGCUCGUGCUAAUCAACGUGCUUCACUCGAACGUGGUGAAAUGCGAAACGAAUUAGAGAAAACGCAGAAAGUUCUACAAACCAUGACAAACAAAUUACAUGCCGCGCAAGAUUUACACAAAAAUUAUUUGAAAACUAUAGCUGAUUCGAAGCAAACAGUAAAAAAGAACGAACGUACUUACAAAGAAGAAGUGGCCAAACGUGAUGCUGCGCGAGCAGAAAUCGCUAAUUGUAAACUCAAAUUAUCACUACUUGCUACCAAUCGUGAAAAUAUCCAAUUUGAAAUUCAACGUUUGACUGCUAAUUCUGAACGAGCUCGAUCGGAAGAACAAGCCCGUGAGGAUGAGCGCAAAAAAGAAUUGGCUAUUCUAGAGGAGAAUGCACUGAAACGUGAGAGCAAAUUGGAGAAAAUUUUGAAGAAGUCAAAAGAAAAGAUAGUCUUGAUCGAUGAAUACGAACGACAAUUGGCUAAAAUUAAUGAACAAAUUGAUCGUCAUCAGAAAACUUUGGAACGUCAUGAAAAACAACGUACUCGUGACGCCGAAAUGUUGCGAACGGUCACGGAAAAUUUACAUCGAGCUUUGUACACCAACGAAUCAAUAACAUCAGAUAUGCGACGUGAAACUGAAGCACUUCAAAAGGAAGAAGAUGGACUUCGAGCACUGAUGGAAUCUUUACGACGUCAGAUCGAUGAUGAAGGAACAAUGAUUGGAAUGAUUGAUGAGCAUUUAGCGACAGAUCAACGUGAACUCGAUAGCAUUAAUGAUGCCGAAGCUAUCCGUGCAGAACAUGCCGGACGUAUAGAAACAGAUUUACAAGGCAAAUACGAUGUUUUAUCUGCAUGUGUGGCAAACUUAGAAGCAGAAGAUGUAAAAAUGAAGGAAAAUUUACAAUCAUUGAAAGAAAUCUUCGACGAAAUCAACGAGAAAUAUCUGAAAGAAAAGAGUCAAUUGGAACAAUCACGAGCUGUUAUCAACGAAAAACACGAGUCAACUUCGACAACAGCAAAUGAUCUUGGUAGCAAACUCGAGCAUAUUCUCACACGAUCCGCUUAUAUGAAGAAACAUAUUCAAGAGAUGUCGGAAUCUCGUGGUGCUAUGGAAGUUUUAACGGCGAAGAUUCGCGUUGAAAUUCAAGCAGCUGAAUCAGAAUUAGUCGAUGUGAAGUAUAAUCUUAGUCUGGCCGAAGCCGGUGAACGAGAAGUCGUACGUGUCCUUCAACAAUGUGUACAACGGCAAACAAGCAUGAAUACAUUGAAUAAACAUUUAUUCCAAGAACGUUCGAAUUACCAAUCGGAGAAACAGACAGCUAUUGAGAAUGCACUGGCACUCAAUACUGAACUAGCUGGUUCUUAUCGAGAUGUUUUGUAUACAUACUAUGAAAUCAAAAGUCUUUUGAUGGGAAAAUUAGAACAACGUCUCGAUGCAGUCGCUCGAGUGAAAGAUCGGCGACAGUUGAUUGAACUACAAACACGACUUCACGAUGCAUUAAAUCUCUAUCUGGGAAUCAAAAAUGAAUUCGUGGGACAACAUCUCGGUCAGUUAAAUCAUGACAGUCAUCACAAUGGUUUGAAAUUGUUACAAAUUCAAGAAACAGUUCAAUCAGCUAUAGAAGAAAUAACCCAGUUUCUUUCUGAUCAAGUCGAUUUCGAUACGAUACAUCAAGAAGCUAUGCUUAAAGUACACAGGGAUGAAUUGAAAGAAAAACAAAAUGAACAAGUGCCUGCAUAA